Messenger RNA from Anthostomella pinea, 327 nucleotides. NCBI's taxonomy places the organism in Eukaryota, Fungi, Ascomycota, Sordariomycetes, Xylariales, Xylariaceae. The record is from the annotation of a GenBank genome assembly.
AUGAAGGAGUACCUCGACGUCGUUGCCAAAGCCUCCGGUUUUGCUUCUGCUGAUGAUGAGUCUUCCCAGCUUGCAAAGAAGGUCAAGCAUGACAUCACGAACGCGCUUCUCGGCAUCAAUGCCCAGGACAAACCAAACCACGCCAUGCUUCACGGCGUCACCCGCGACGUGAAGACACUUCAACUCGCCAUCACGGCAAAUCAAUCAACCACCAGGGCCUCGGAACUUGCCGUGCGCCAGGAUAUGCAGAACCAGAUAGAUUCGUCGCAGAAAGAUCUGAUCAGUGAUGGUCGUGCAGGGGAACGCCAUCAGCGGACGUCUUGGUGA